AUGGCUUAUUAUCACACCAAGAUAAUCGGAGAUCGGUGUUCAGGGUUCAAGGUUCAGGAGUUCGGGGUUCAGAGUUCAGGGUUUGGGUUCGAGGUUCGGGAAUCGGGGUUCAUGGGUUCGGAGUUUAAGGGGAAGACACAGGUGAUGUUGAAUGAUAGGAGACACGAGGUUAUCGACGUGUUCCUGGCAGUUGAACGUGAGAGGGAUGAUGAGACAAGAGACAAGAGACAAGAGACAGGAGACAGGCGACAGGAGACAAGAGACAAGAGACAGGCGACAGGAGACAAGAGACAAGAGCAGGACACAGGCGACAGGGAGACAGGCGACAGGCGACAAGAGACAGGAGACAAGAGACAAGAGAUAGGAGACAGGAGACAGAGACAAGAGACAGGAGACGAGAGACAAGAGAUAGGAGACAAGAGACAGGAGGCAGGAGACAGGAGACAGGAGACAAGAGACAGGAGACAGGAGACAAGAGACAAGAGACAAGAGACAGGAGACAGGAGACAGGAGACAAGAGACAAGAGACAAGAGACAGGAGACAGGAGACAAGAGACAAGAGACAAGAGACAGGAGACAGGAGACAGGAGACAAGAGACAGGAGACAGGCGACAGGCGACAGGAGACAGGAGACAAGAGACAGGAGACAGGAGACAAAGACAAGAGACAAGAGACAGGAGACAGGAGACAAGAGACAAGAGACAAGAGACAGGAGACAGGAGACAGGAGACAAGAGACAGGAGACAGGCGACAGGCGACAGGAGACAGGAGACAAGAGACAGGAGACAGGAGACAAGAGACAGGCGACAGGAGACAGGAGACAAGAGACAGGAGAUAGUCCUCGUAGAAGUUGUAAAACACAAGGAAGAACAGUUUUUUGUGCCAGAAGUUCUCGUAGCGGCUGUUGGUCAUCAGAACAGGCAGUGCACGUCAGCCUCUGCCCUCGAUGCAGUUGGAAGUGUUCGGGAAAGUAAUGAGAACCAGUUAAGGCAAUAUGUCACCUCCUUAAUAUAG
Homarus americanus (American lobster) is the source of this 1014-nucleotide messenger RNA. RefSeq names its product vicilin-like seed storage protein At2g18540. NCBI's taxonomy places the organism in Eukaryota, Metazoa, Arthropoda, Malacostraca, Decapoda, Nephropidae. The coding region runs from base 1 to 1014 and encodes 337 amino acids. The record is from RefSeq and is a predicted model, not a curated record. The transcript has 3 exons.